Alnus glutinosa is the source of this 1152-nucleotide messenger RNA. Its product is annotated as NEP1-interacting protein-like 2. The record is from RefSeq and is a predicted model, not a curated record. The coding region runs from base 180 to 905 and encodes 241 amino acids. The transcript has 5 exons. NCBI's taxonomy places the organism in Eukaryota, Viridiplantae, Streptophyta, Magnoliopsida, Fagales, Betulaceae.
AAGAAGUUAUAUGAAUGAAUUGGAAACACCCUCGCCUCCGAAGUCCUAGCAUUUCUCUCAUGUUUUCCAUGGCCACCAAUGCCACUUAGCCCCCAAAUCCAGGGCCUCUCUUAUCCUUGAAGAAUUGGAAACCUUGGCUUUUCCAUCAUUUCCUAUUUUCCCUCCCUAUAUAUGAAUGGAUGAAUGUAAAUAUCGGCACUCACUGCUCUUGUAGCCAAUACCCGUCCGUCUCGGACGCCUGCGGUUCCAGCCCGGUUCGGCCGUACUUGCCGGUUAUGGAGGAAACAGGGUUUGAUGGGGUUACGCCUUUUCGUUGUGUACCGCGGUUCAUCAUGUGCGUUGUAUCCGGAGCUCUUACGGGCUUCGUCGCUGUUGCUGGAGGUUUCACAGGAGCUAUUGCUGGUGCUCUAGCUGGUAAGGCUUCCGACAGUGGUGUCCUUCGUGGGGCUGGACUUGGCGCCAUUGCUGGGGCUGUGCUCUCUGUAGAGGUUUUGGAGGCUUCCCGUGCUUACUGGUGUCUGGAACGAUAUGGAUCGCGGAGUUCAUCAUCAAUGGCAGAUUUCAUGGAGGAGCUUUUUCAUGGGAGGUUUGUAGAGGAACAAUUUACACCGGCAAUGUUAACUGCUCACCGCUGGCAGGUUAGCAUUGCUAAUAUAGGCUAUGAUGAGACUCCUGAUGUAUCCAGAGGAUUGUCAGACGAUUCACUGAGGAGAUUACCUUGUCAUGUGAUCUUGGAGGAAAUCGAGGCAGCACAAAGUAUCAGUUGUAGGAUAUGUCUGCAGGAUAUUGAAGUAGGAGAAAUUGUAAGACGCUUGCCCCGGUGUCAUCACAUUUUUCAUUUGAAAUGUGUGGACAAAUGGCUCAUCAAACAAGCUUCAUGCCCUAUAUGCAGAAAGGAAGUAUAAAUAUGUAUAUAUGUAUAUGAUCCUAUUUUUGUAUAGAGAGAAGAUCCCUGUAUUAGUUUGUUUGUUUUUCUUUUACUUGAUAUCUAAUGUUUGUAAUUUAGUGUUUGUAUUUUUAAGGUAGUUACCAGAGAAUAUAGUUGAAAUACAAAUUUAAUUUAUAUUCUAUCCCUGUAUGUUUGCCUUGGAUGAUGGAGAUAAAAGCUCUUUGCAAGCUAUAGAGAUGCUAAGAUUGCGACUUAUUGGCAAA